GGCCGUUGCCCGACCUCUCCGGCUCGACCGACGCGUCGACGCGGCGGUGGUCGUCUCGGUCGACGCGUCGGGCCGUCGGCAGUCAGUUGGUCCGCAGCAGCGGAGACGGGAGGACUUGGACGAGCCGGCGGGAGAAGGUGUGACAUUGUCGGCUAUCGUCGGAACGCGUGAUCGGGACCCUAGCAUAAAGGGACCUAGGUUGAAGGGACUGACGACCCGGUCAGGGCUGCAGCACAUCCCAGUGAAGUUGUGAUUUUUCAGUGAACCUGCCUUCACUUUUUACGAGCAGCGAUCGGUUGCUGGUCGUAAGUUUUUUUUUUACCGUGGGACGGCGAGAGCGAUAUGUGACCGACUGGGGCAAGAUCGUAAGAUCCCGUGAUCAGCCAACGCCCCGAUCAGUUCUGGCCCGUACCGCUGGCGGUCACUGCCGAGCACCCGACACUCGGCAUGAUACAGAACCUGUGAUGCAGCAUGAUGGACAGCCAGAACCACAGCGUCGCCUGGGCGUCGCCGCCGACCUCCGCGCCGCUGCCGGCGACCCCCGCACCGGCGCCGACCAUCAUCGUUUACCCUACAGUGUCUCCAGAAACGGUCAUCAUCCCCAUUAUCUCCAGUAUCGUGGUGUUCCCGGCGGCUGCGUUCACAGUCAUCUGUUGUCUGCGGUACCGGGCCAAACGGGCACGGCGCAGAGCCAAGCAGCCCAGACUGGGAGACCGAUCAGACCGAAACGUGCCCGUGAUCAGGAUCGACGGAUCCCGGAAACCAGAGACCGGAGUAAAAGGAGGAAAGCCAAAGAAGCGCGACUCCCAUCACACCAACGAGCUUCAUUAUACUAGUGCCACAGUUUUCCAGGCGGUGUUGGGCAUUGACCUGGACCUGGACGAACGGUCCGAGUGGGAGAACGAGGUGAUGGGCUACACCAGCGUCCGGGGCAUGUCGUCACCCACCAGCAGCAUGGGCAGCCUCCAGGGGUGCCCAGCACACAACUCCGUUCAGCCGCGUAUCAUUCAGAUGGAGAUGUCACCACGCGCCGCCCGAUCGACCCGCUCCAGUCCCGGCCGCGGCCCUGACCUGCCGCCAGCACACGUGACUGCCGCCACUGACCUCUGGCGGCGACCUCUGGAACCUCUGCAGAGGAACGGCCGGCCACCUGGCACGCUGGCCGAGCUGCCGCGCCGGGCCAGUGACGGGGCAGAGGACUUCGGGAGGAAGUGGAACGGUCACGGGCCACCUGACCUGCUGCAGCUCCGGCGGCUCGGCGGAACUCAGGCGGCGGGUAGUGACAGGAACGGCACUGUGCUCGGCGAGCGUGCUACUCCAGUUCCACCGACUCCGCCCCAGGGAGAGAAGAAACGGGAGGAUGAGAGAGAGAACGAAGGUGAAAAACAAGAGAACGGAAGUGAAGAGCGAGAGAACCAAAUAGAGGAGCAAGAGGACCAGAGUAAUGAGAAGGACCAGAGUGAUGAGUUGAAGGACCAGAGUGAUGAACUAGAGGACCAGAGUGAACGAGAGUAUGAAAGUAAAGAGCGAAAUGACUCGAACGAGGUGCGAGAGGAGCAAAGUGCUAAGCGAGAUGAGGAAAAUGAGGAGCGAGAGGACCAUGGUGAGGAGCGCAGUGAGGUAGAGGACUCCUGGCGCGAGUCCCUGAGGUUCAUAGACGAUUCUAGCGAGGCUAGCUAGCAAACCAGGCUGAUCAUUCGGAAGGACGCUCGUAUGGUAGCGCGUUUUGCUACCAUUGAAUGCAUGGUUUCGAUUCGAUGGCUAGGAAACAUUGUCAGAAAGUGAAAUGAAGGAAUUACUUGCUGAUAAGUUUAGCGAUCAGAACGGAACAUGGUAUACAUGUCGUGUAAAGUUCACGGAAAGUUGCCUCUUAGUCACCAUUCUCCAAAUCCGAUAUUUUGGACAAGCUUACGUCAUGCUGGGAGGCCCGUUAUGAUAUUAUGUUCGGAUGUUUUAGAUACUCUGGUGUCAAAAACAGCCAUUUUAACCGUCGAGAAUAGUCGGUGGAGGGUGCGAUGCAUUUAUCAUAAAAACGGUCUGUGAAGGACUUCGUAGGGAUCAUGAAGCUACAAGGACACUGGCCCCAACGACCGUCUCAAAAUGGUGAAGCCGCUGUUAGCUUCGUUUGGGACGCCACAUCAGCAUCAAAUGUAUAAUUGUUCGUAUAUGAUGUGUGCUUAUAAUGGACAUAAAUGCCAUAUUCGUG
This is a messenger RNA of Amphibalanus amphitrite, 2206 nucleotides long. RefSeq names its product zinc finger CCCH domain-containing protein 13-like. The transcript has 7 exons. The record is from RefSeq and is a predicted model, not a curated record. Lineage: Eukaryota; Metazoa; Arthropoda; Thecostraca; Balanomorpha; Balanidae. Bases 472 to 1680 code for a protein of 402 amino acids.